Molecule: messenger RNA, 438 nt
Organism: Cucurbitaria berberidis CBS 394.84
Lineage: Eukaryota; Fungi; Ascomycota; Dothideomycetes; Pleosporales; Cucurbitariaceae
Exons: 3
Biological process (GO): transmembrane transport; nucleobase transport
Cellular component (GO): plasma membrane
Molecular function (GO): nucleobase transmembrane transporter activity
Source: RefSeq, a predicted model, not a curated record
CGUGCUUCAGCACUUCUCAAGAAGCUUGAGGUGAAGCCUACCGACGAUGAGUAUGAGACGAUUAAGACAAGUAGGUGGGGAAAUAGGGACGUGUAUCCGAUCGCUCACGACAAGAGGACGUAUGGUGUCUAUGCAUAUGUGAGCUAUUGGGGUACAUGCGGCAUCUGUCUCUCAUCAUGGACUAUCGGAAGUAGUUUGAUCGGCAUUGGCUUAACGGCUGCCCAAGCAAUGACUGCGAUCACGAUUGGCAUGCUCAUUGCUUCCUGUACGGCGUUUCUCAACGGUACACCUGGAGCGAAGCAUCACCUAGGAUACGGAAUGCUGGCACGCUCAGCUUUUGGACUUUGGGGUAGCUAUUUCUGCAUCAUGCUGAAUGUUUUCCAGUCAUUUGUCUUCUACGGCACUCAGAUGUACUUUGGUGGACAAGCCUUUGUCCUU